CACACAAAUGUCAAAUUACUUCACCACGUGUUGUAAGCAAAGCAGCUGUCAUAUUCUGUGUCAGUUCAACAUAUGCCUAACCUAAAAUUUAAAUAAAAAAAUAAAAUUCUUUUUAAAAUUUAAGUAAAAUGUCUCAAUUAGUUGAAGAAACAGAACCCACAGAUAAAAAGAUUAAAUUAGAUACUAAAGACGAAGUUAAAAUAGAUUCAAAUGGAAAUUCAAAUGAGGAAAGUACAACAAAUUCUGAACGAGUUGAAUCACCCACAUCAAAUUUGAUAUCAGAAAAUUCUGUUCCCGACCAUAAAAAUGAAGAAAAUGCCGAACAACCUAUGUCCAAGAGCAGAAAAAAGAAAUUACUGAAGUUAGCAAAAUGGGAAAUAAAGAAAAUAGAAAAGCGAAAACAAGAACGUGAAAAACAAAGACUAAAAAAGCAAGAAGCUCGAGAAAAGGGUGUCCCUUACAGAACUGGACCUUCCAGGAAAAGUUUAAAACAUGUAAAAAUGGCAAAUAGCAGUUGUCGAGUAACUGUUGCAAUUGAUCUGAGCUUUGAUCACCUCAUGAUAGAUAAGGAUAUAGCGAAAGUUGUAAAACAGCUACUGCGAACAUAUACUUUAAAUCGCAGAGCACUGAAUCCAAUGCAGCUCUGUUUUACUGGCUUGAAAAAGGGUGGGAAAAUGCAUGCAGCUAUGUCUAAACAUGAUGGUUAUAACAAUUGGGAUCUAAGAAUAGAAGAACAGCCAUAUUCUGAAAUCUAUCCACAUUCAGAUAUAUGCUAUUUAACAAGUGAAUCUGAGAAUGUUCUGGAGUCUUUAGAUCCCAAUACAGUUUAUAUAAUCGGUGGCUUAGUAGAUCACAAUGCACAUAAAGGUCUAUGUUAUCAACUUGCGAAAGAAAAGAACCUAAGGCAUGCUCAAUUACCAUUAGAAAAAUUAUUGUUAAUGAAGACUAGAAGAGUUUUGACUAUUGAUCAUGUAUUUGAAAUUUUACUCCGUGUUACUGAGGGUAAAACUUGGACAGAUGCUCUUCUCCAAGUCUUGCCAAUGAGGAAAGGAGCAAAACCAGUUGAUGAUAAAAUUGAUACACAAGAAUGUGUGGAAACAAGUGUAAAUUAAAUUAAAUACACAAAUGAAGGAAUAAAUGCAUUAAACAAAAUGUUGAACAAAAAGGAUAGUUGUUAUUUUUUAUAUAAAAUAAAUAAACUUCAGUAAAGGUGAAUUAUAGAAUAAAAUGUUGUCGGUCAUACCUUGACUAUGGUCA
This is a messenger RNA of Ctenocephalides felis (cat flea), 1257 nucleotides long. Its product is annotated as tRNA methyltransferase 10 homolog A-like. The transcript is spliced from 4 exons. The coding region runs from base 129 to 1112 and encodes 327 amino acids. Gene Ontology annotation, molecular function: tRNA binding. The record is from RefSeq and is a predicted model, not a curated record. Lineage: Eukaryota; Metazoa; Arthropoda; Insecta; Siphonaptera; Pulicidae. Gene Ontology annotation, biological process: tRNA N1-guanine methylation. Gene Ontology annotation, cellular component: nucleus; nucleoplasm.